This is a messenger RNA of Hymenoscyphus albidus, 2956 nucleotides long. NCBI's taxonomy places the organism in Eukaryota, Fungi, Ascomycota, Leotiomycetes, Helotiales, Helotiaceae. The record is from the annotation of a GenBank genome assembly.
CGACGAUGAACCAUCGUGCGCGAACGGUCUUAUCGCUAAGACUCGGUUCUUAUUAAUUUUCCGAAUUCCUGCUGGCAAACUUGCAGGAAGCAUUGACUCCUUCCUCCCACUGUGUCGGGUACUGGUACAGCGGGCGGUUUGUUCCAACAGUGUGCUGCAGGGCUGGAAUGAUAGGAAAAGGCCAGACACUGGUCCUUCAUCCUCAACCUCCCGAUUUUCUAUGAAGGGGAGGAGGAACUCAAUAUUUAGGCCAUCAUCCUUCACUCCCCCCAGUCGUCUCAUUGUGAGCUAAUGCCAAUUCAUAGUCCGAAAGACAUCAUUGAAGCCGAAGAGCGGAGGAUCAAAGCUUGAGAACCAGAAUUACAGACAGCCCUGUGAGAAGUACCUAACCUGAUGAGGAAGCACAUUUGCGCGGCCUAGUAGUCUUGGCCAUUGGUUUUCCCAGGGCAUAUCAAGCCAUUCCCCAGCAGAGCCAGCAUCCCGCAUCAUGCCGUUCAACCAAAAUCUCCUUUUGUCUUAGGCAUUUGAAGAUUUCCUAAAUUGAUGAAUACCAUGGAAAUUCGGAUGAACGAUGCCAUGAGUUCAUACUAGGGUGGCCAAACCAGGGUAAGGGGUUGCGUAUAUAUCCCGGCCUUGCGUCUCUUUUCCUUUUUCUUGACUUUGUUGUACUUCAAUACUAUAUUUUUGAACUUCAACGUCUAUCAGACUAGUAAGCACCGAACAGGACCUCAACCCCUCUCCAGAAUCCUCUACCUCCUGGUCCGCGAAACGACUGUGUGGAUCAAAAGUAGCUAAUCAUAACGCUUUACUGCCAGCGGGUAGUAGUCCAAAAUGAGUGGUUCUGGAGGCUAUUAUAAGUAUCGUUGCAAGUACUUUUACACGCACAAUUGUCCUCACUGGGUUUGGGUGAACAACGCGCCAUGCGCUCAUUGCUUGGUGAGCAAAGGUUUCUCUGAAAUAUCGAUAUACUGGUAGGUACUGAUGUAAAGUUAGGCAGACGGGCGUGAUUUCGACACAAGCAUGAUACCCAAUCCUUUUCGGUUAUCCCACGAAGUGUAUGUGCCCCAAAUCGAGAAUGGCGCAUUGCAGUACAUUAUAUUCAAAAUUGUCGCUACAAGUGAUAUGGAUAGCGGUUGGACCAUAAAAGAUCACCCACAAACAAGCCAAUUGUUUCCUACAGCCACGGGCCCUUCUGCUGUAAAUCUGACGGCAGCUGUCGACAAUCGCCAGAAGCAGAGGACCAAGCCACUUGGAGAUCAGGGAAGUGGGGUGGGAUGGAAUAAUACUAGGAGUACCGCUUUCGAAUGAUUUCAUCCAGUGCGCGGUCCUGAGUCAAACGUCGUUUGUUUGUAGCCGAUCUAGGUGGGAUUCUAUUGAAAGGAUACCAAAGCUUUUUUAUUUGAAAUUGAAAGGUGUUGCGAUGUUUUGAGAUUGAUUUGAUCACUUAGAUCCGUAUUCUGUUAUCUGACCAGUCUCAUCAUGGCGACUUGGAGGAGUUUGGAAGAUUAUUCGGAUAUGAUGUGUGGAUCUGUGGGGAGAUAAUUGAUGGGGGUACUAUUGGAUAUACCGGAAUUGGUGAAUUUUUGGAAUUUCUUGAUUGAACCAAAGCGAAGGACAGGAAAACAAUGGCAACCAAAUUUCUUCAUGAGCUCGACCACUCGAACAUCGAGAACAAGUUUUGGGAGGGUCCCACAACAUCAUUCGUGGAAAGGGUUCCUUUGAAAUAGAACAUUUGCCCGAUUGGCACUUUCCUUGGACGGCAGAGUUAAUUUGUACAUGCAAGAAUGCUGGUAGCAGACGUGACACCCAACAAAUCAGAACGAGGGCGCCUCAGGGCGACAGUCUGACCAGGUCUGUCCUGGUCUAAUAAGGUCCACGUUUCCUUGGUUCGAGUAGGGUUGAGAGCCGAUAUGCUGUCAGCAGAGGGUUCAUACCAAAGAGAAGCGGACAGAAGCAGAUGACGAUAGCCAGAGAGAUCUUUGAAGCCGUCGACUUAAUGCGAUUCGAUGGUUCAGCGCGAGUCGACCAGGUAAUCGUACCAAUAGAAGCUGCCUCGUCGUUGGUGGCGGCAUGGUAUGGCACACGGCAAGAUGUGAAGUAGCAUUAAGGCCUGCAUUGCAGCAUCCUAGGCAUCCUAGGCAUCCUAGGCAUCGUAUUGUAGACGUGGGUUGGACUUUGGUAACGCCUGUCGGGAGUCGGAGAAUAGAAUGGCAUGACGGAAAAGGCUGCUCCCCAAGAUAUUAAAAAGGUGUCAUUUCUCGAAAAUGUGACAGAAUCCGCUCUCCUCGACUCUCUCCUUCAACUCAACCAGACUUUCUUUGCUGGAAGGAAUCGGUGGCAGCGGAAGAGAAGCCGUUGAUCUCAAUAAUAUACCUGAACCAUUGAAGAAACCAAAUGAACGACGUUGUAGCCUGACCACGGCAGGCCACCCAACCGAGGUUCCCCCUAGCGCCUCUCGCCAUUCCAUCCGAUGUCCCCUUUUUUCUUCGUCGACACGUGUUAAUUGCCGACGUCUCUCCUGAGGUCAUUGUCAUCAAAUGGCAGGUCGAGAAUGAUGGGAUUUAGCAAGAGUGCUGAUCCGCAAGCAUUUGGUUGAAUAUGAUUGGGGGAAAAUCAUGGAAUUGGGACUUUUUGCCUUGUUUCAGUCAACCGACCAGCAGCGGAGAGCCUAUCAUUUCUGGUCAUAAUUGCCAAUAGAAAGCUGGAGCGGGAAGUGAGAGAGAACCCUCGGUUAGACGAUGUUGAUGAUGUUCAGUCCAGUGGAGCAGAGCCUCAUUCGCUUGGAAGGUCGAGGUCUGAGAUGAGGACAAAAUACUGGCUAAGUUCUCCAGUCUUCUUACGUGGUGCCUAGAUAUCAGUUUCCAUCCAACAAGGUGGAAUAGUGCAGCCAUGGAUGGAUGUUAGAUAAUAUAUGAAGCUAAAAUUUACAUCAAUAGAAUCUGGGCUGGUCAACUUG